Paramuricea clavata is the source of this 498-nucleotide messenger RNA. Lineage: Eukaryota; Metazoa; Cnidaria; Anthozoa; Malacalcyonacea; Plexauridae. The record is from the annotation of a GenBank genome assembly.
AUGUUUCAGGAAGCAUGUGGAGACCUGUGUGACAUAUCUCAACCGUCUGCAAGUUGCAUUAUUAAGCGCGUAUCUGAGGCCAUUGCUGGACUAAAAAAACAUUAUAUUCAAUUUCCUACUGCUGAUAUACCACCACCAAUUAAACUUGAUUUCUGGAGAAUAUGCGCAUUUCCUAACGUUGUUGGGACGAUUGAUUGUACGCAUAUAAAAAUUCCAUGCCCAGGAGGUGCAAACGCAAAAUUGUUUAGAAAUCGGAAGGGUUUUUUCUCAGUGAAUGUCCAAGCAGUUUCCGGCCCAAAUCUAGAAAUACAAAACAUUGUUGUACGGUGGGCGGGCAGCGUGCGCGACUCAAGAAUAUCUGAGAACAGUCGUUUGUGUGCGCAGUUUGAGCGUAGCGACAUCCAAGGCAAGCUUUUUGGUGAUAAUGGCUAUUCUUGUCCACCAUACUUGAUGACACCUCACACCUCUAGUGGACCCAUAGACUCCCCCCGAACUUAG